GAUCAAGUCAGAUCAAGUCGCGCCUGGUUCGCGAUGGUGCCGAUGCAAAUUGAUGAGAAUGCGAUUGCGCGCGUGUGCGCGCGCUCUUUGCUCUUUGUGCACUCGAUCGGCGGCGCCGUGACAGGGGGAAUGGCGAUGGAGGAUGCUGCGUACCGCGAGCGACGUAACUCACGAUCUCUCACAUCCAGCCCGUCGCCGAGCGCCGUCUUCUUAGACCUGGACAACACUCUCGUGGAGACGAGGAGAGCGGAUAGUCAGACUUGCCGCAAGUUGGCUGAAGAAUUGACACGAGAAUACGACAUCCCGGAAGAUGCGUCAGCUAAGAUAACGGCUACAUAUCUGAAGCAAUUUAGAAAGUGUCCUGACAACGCGACCCUCACGUUAGACGCUUGGCGUACCAUCCUCUGGAGCAAAGCGCUGGGCCACAAGUACUCGCAUCUAGCAAAAAGAGUUUAUGAAAGAUGGCUCUAUUUAAGAUACCAUUACAUGGCACUGGCGCCAAACACGGUUUCUAUGCUGCGUCAAUUCAAAAAGAAGUAUUUGCUGGGUCUGAUCACCAACGGCCCGUCGAACGCUCAGUGGGAGAAGAUACACAAACUGUCGCUGGAGCAGUACUUCGACGUUAUCCUGGUAUCCGGUGAUCUGCCAUGGGAGAAACCAGAAGCGGAGAUAUUCCAAAAGGCUUGCCAUUUUCUUAACAUAAGACCUGAAGAGUGCAUCAUGGUCGGCGACAAGUUGGAGACCGAUAUUUUAGGUGGGAUUGAAGCUGGACUGUAUGGGACAGUGUGGAUACCAACUACGGAUAAGCCUCGUCUCUCAGGAGACGAUCCUAAGCCAGAUUUUAUAAUAAGACACGUAACGGAACUUCUCCGCAUAUUAGAGAGAGGUCCGAAUGCGCCAGAACUUGAAGACUGUUCUUCAAAUGGGUCCGACGGCAGUUAAUGAGCAGAUGCAUAUUAUAUUAAUUUUUUUUUUUUAAGCGUCUCGAUGCCUAUAAGCAUUUUACGCUGUAUUUAGCAAAAUCUUUUAGAUUUUUGUUGUUUGUGUUAACGUUGUUUUUUUUUUCUAUUAUAUGUGUUAUGUAUGCGAUAGCACUCAGACGUAAACGUAGAUUGUUUUAAUACAUUAACUAAUAUUAGAAAUUUUUUUUUUAAAGUUUGUAUGACUUUAUCAUAGUCUACAGUUUUAUAACUUUUACGAAUUUUUCAUGGAACACUAUAGUGAUAUAAUCUGAGUAUAUCGAUACAAAUAUACAGUCUUACAUUUCGUACAUUAAAUAUGAAAAAGCAACUUAAAUGAAACUAUUUUGAUAAUGUUCUAUAACAUUUUAUUAAACUUGUUUUAGAUGACGAGAGAACCACCGCAUGUAUAUUAGUAGUAAUUUAGUGACUUAUUGAAUUAAUAUCGCAAAUAGAUGCCAAGUGAGAUAUUUUUCAGUUACCUUUUCGAAGUUACCUUCUCGAAGUAACUAGUGUACCGAAUAAGGGAGAGAAGAAACUCAUGUACAAACAAAAUGCACAAACAGAGCCAGUAGUUAUAGAUAAAUGAACAAAUAACAUGGCAACUAUAUAACUAUUUUAACGUCCAUAUAACUUAAAAAAAAACCGCGCUGUAAUAUAUGUAUUUAAGAGAUGUUUGCAUAAUAUAUAAAUUUCCUGUUGUACAAACGCAUAACAUUUGUGUAUCUGUACAUAGAUAUGCAUACGGAACGUUGUACAUGUGCGGCUAUAGUAUAUAUAUAUAUAUAUAUAUGGGUAUCUAUUUUUUCAUAUGUAUAUUUUAUCUCUGUUGAAUUCAGUUUGUUGGAUGUUCUAUGAACCAUAGAUCCUCAUACAGACAUUGUGAAACCUGCGAUAAAAGAGAAUGUACUUGAAUAAAAGAUAUAUAUGAAUGUGAGAGAUAAAA
This is a messenger RNA of Solenopsis invicta (red fire ant), 1905 nucleotides long. Its product is annotated as N-acylneuraminate-9-phosphatase. The transcript is spliced from 3 exons. Gene Ontology annotation, molecular function: hydrolase activity. NCBI's taxonomy places the organism in Eukaryota, Metazoa, Arthropoda, Insecta, Hymenoptera, Formicidae. The record is from RefSeq and is a predicted model, not a curated record. The coding region runs from base 34 to 942 and encodes 302 amino acids.